CAGUAGAAUGUUCGUUGAGUUAAUGUAAAUUUGAUUUACUCUUCCGAAAAUGCUUGGCGUUUUCGAGAGUCUCAAAGGUCUUCUGAAGGCACAUUCAGUAUGUAUAGACGGUCCCGCUUUUCGACUUCAUUAUCGUUGUACUGUAUUGUUUCUUUUGAGUGCUAGUUUGUUAUUGUCAUGUCGGCAAUAUUUUGGGGAUCCUAUACACUGCAUUCAAAAUGACGUAAGACGAAUCGAUGCUGUCGAAAAUUUUUGCUGGAUUCAUUCUACAUUUACCCUGCCCCAUGCUUGGAAUAAAACAGUAGGAGUGAGUGUUCCUCAUCCAGGUAUUGAUACUCACAAGGAAGGACAAGAUAAAUUGUAUCAAGGUUAUUACCAGUGGGUAGCGCUGGUCCUUCUCCUACAAGGUAUAUUAUUCUAUUUGCCUCGAUAUCUCUGGAAAAUAUGGGAAAAGGGAAUUAUGAAAGCUUAUGCCUUAGAUUUGAAAUAUCCUCUGUUACCUACUUGUGACAGUACCAAAAGUUACAAGUUGUUGACUCAUUCCUUGCAUAUUCAUUGGGGUCAUAACAGAAGUUACUGCACGAAAUACGUGUUUUGUGAAGUCUUGGCUCUAGUAAAUGUUGUCUUCCAGAUGCUUCUUCUUGACAAAUUUUUGGGUGGUGCGUUUACUACAUUUGGUAUUGAAGUACUAAAAUGGACUGAGUGGGAACAAGAUUACAGAACUGAUCCUCUGGUCAAAAGGUUUCCCCGAAUGACGAAAUGUGUGUUUUAUGAUUAUGGCUCAUCUGGUGAUGUUCAAAAAGUAGACGCCCUCUGCCUUUUGCCAUUGAAUAUACUCAAUGAAAAGAUUUUUAUAAUUCUCUGGUUCUGGAUGGUGUUUUUGUGUGUGGUCUCGGCUAUUACCUUAUUCUACCGUUUUCUCUUAGCUGCAAUGCCUAUGCUUAGGUACUGCGUAUUAGUAAACAGGGCCCCACAAGCUAGCAAGGGAGCCCUUGAUAGACUGGUGGGGUCAUCUGGUUUAAGUGAUUGGUUUGUGCUUUACUUACUUGCAGAGAACAUUGAUUCCACUCAUUAUUGUGCUGUAGUAUCAAGUUUAGUUGCUGCAAUGGACCAGAAUGUAUAUGAUCCAGUUGCAGUUCGAGGAUUUUUUAAAUAGAAGUUUACAGAACAAAAUUUAGGGACUGAACUGUGGGCUCGGUGUCAAAAAUGCAUCCAUUAGGCUCAUAUAGACUGCGCCGGGAAUCGGUGAAAUAAUAUAAUUGUUUGAAGUAUAAAUAAUUGAAUUAUAAAAUGCAGAUGGUUGUGUUCUUGAGUUAUUUUUGUGGUACCCCAUAAUAAGAGGCACCUCGUGUAAAGGAACCUUUUUUUUUCUUUUAAAUUAAAAUUCACGCCUAAAAUUCUUGGUUUGAGCAUUUACACUGAAGUAAAAUAAUAAUUCUAGAUUCCUGGAUUUAAUUUUACGCCCAAUAAUACUUAAUUGCAUAGUAAAAACAAAAGGUACCCCCAAGCCCGUCAUUUAGGAAGGUCAAUUGCCCCCCCC
Uloborus diversus is the source of this 1540-nucleotide messenger RNA. RefSeq names its product innexin inx2-like. Gene Ontology annotation, cellular component: plasma membrane; gap junction. The transcript has a single exon. NCBI's taxonomy places the organism in Eukaryota, Metazoa, Arthropoda, Arachnida, Araneae, Uloboridae. The coding region runs from base 50 to 1156 and encodes 368 amino acids. Gene Ontology annotation, molecular function: gap junction channel activity. Gene Ontology annotation, biological process: phototransduction. The record is from RefSeq and is a predicted model, not a curated record.